GGGAGUCUCUCUCAGCGCGGCCAGCUCCAAACUUCCUGAAACACUGCGGGAGGGCGAAAGAGACGGGCAAACUUUCCCUGGGCAGUAAGCGCGGCGCCGCGGCCUCAGGGGCGGCAGCAAGAGCUCCCCCAGCGAUGGGCCUCCUCGACAUCCUCGGCCUGACGCUGGCUACCGCUCUGGCGCUCUAUGCACUGUGUCUUCUUGGCCGGAGGAGAAGGAGACCCGGAGAGCCUCCAUUAAUCAAUGGUUGGAUUCCUUUCUUGGGAAAGGCCUUGGAUUUUCGAGAAGAUCCUUCCAAGUUAUUGCUGACUCUGCAACAAAAAUAUGGUGAUAUGUUUACAGUGCAUAUUGCUGGCAGAUAUAUUACAUUUAUAAUGGACCCACUGCUGUAUAGUUCUGUGACCAAAAAUAGCAAGUAUCUGGAAUUUCAAGAAUUUGCUGAUUCCUUGGCAUCUCGAACAUUUGAUUAUCCAUCUGUAUUAAAAGGGGAUUUCCCAGGCCUAAAUGAAAAUGUGCAUAGGAAUUACCAAUUCCUUCUAGGCAAGCCAUUGGAUGCACUCUCUGACAACAUGAUGACAAACCUCCAAUGGAUAUUUAAUACGCAAUUUUCUCAAGCAACAGAUUGGAAAGUGGGAAAACUAUACAAGUUUUGCUGCUCUGUAAUGUUCAAAGCCAGUUUUAUAACACUGUAUGGAAGAGAUCCUAGUGCAGAUGGCCACAACGUUAUUGGUGCAAUUGAAGAAAAAUUUACCAAGUUUGAUGCCAGCUUUUCCUACUUAGCUGCAAACAUUCCAAUUGAAUUGUUAGGAGCCACCAAGAGGAUCCGGAAAGAACUCAUUGAUGUAUUUUUACCUACCAACACUGCAAAUUGGCUGGGAGUUUCUGAACUGAUUGAAGACAGAAAAGAGAUGUUUGAGAGAUAUGAGGUGCUCAGAGAUUACGACAAAGCAGCACAUCAUUUUGCCUUCAUGUGGGCCUCUGUGGGAAACACGAUUCCAGCUACAUUCUGGGCCGUGUAUUAUCUUCUGCGGCACCCAGAAGCUCUUGCAGUGGUGCGUGACGAAAUUGACCAUUUGCUGCAGUCAACAGGUCAAGAGAGAGGGCCUGGAUGCAACAUCCGCCUCACCAGAGAACAAUUGGACAACCUGGUCUACCUAGAGAGUGCUUUAAACGAGAGUUUACGAAUGUCUUCAGCUUCCAUGAACAUCCGCAUCAUCAAGGAAGAUUUUAUUUUCAAGCUUGAAGGAAAUCAGGAAGUCAGCUUGAGAAAAGAAGACUGGGUAGCAAUUUAUCCUCCUAUUCUUCACAUGGACCCGGAGGUCUAUGAAGAUCCUAAGAAAUACAGAGUUGACCGUUAUGUUGAAAAUGGCAAGAAGAAAACCACCUUCUACAAACGGGGAAAGAAGCUGAAAUACUUUUUAAUGCCUUUUGGUUCUGGAACCAGCAAGUGUCCUGGCAGGUUCUUUGCAGUGAAUGAAAUGAAGCUGUUUAUUAUUUUAUUAUUAGCUUAUUUUGAUGUGGAAAUAAUGGAAGAGAAACAGAUAGGAUUGGAGAAAAAUAGAAUGGGACUUGGUAUUGCCUUACCAGACUCUGAUAUUUGCUUUCGUCACAAGCUAAGGCCUUAA
Messenger RNA from Gekko japonicus, 1625 nucleotides. Its product is annotated as 25-hydroxycholesterol 7-alpha-hydroxylase. Gene Ontology annotation, molecular function: heme binding; oxidoreductase activity, acting on paired donors, with incorporation or reduction of molecular oxygen; iron ion binding. The record is from RefSeq and is a predicted model, not a curated record. Lineage: Eukaryota; Metazoa; Chordata; Lepidosauria; Squamata; Gekkonidae. The transcript is spliced from 6 exons. Gene Ontology annotation, biological process: cholesterol homeostasis; bile acid biosynthetic process. The coding region runs from base 135 to 1625 and encodes 496 amino acids.